AUGAACACGACAGACUAUGACGAUGUCACCAAAUUUCUGGGAGAAUGGGGACAUUUUCAAAAACUGAUCGCAUUACUCCUCUGUAUAAGUGUAAUUCCUAAUGGAUUGACAGGUUUUUCCGUUGUAUUCAUCGCUGACACGCCUCCGCAUCACUGCUUAAUACCACCAAACGCCAAUAUUAGCGCCGAAUGGAGAAACUAUUCUAUUCCACUGGAAGAAGAUAAUGGGGAGAUGCGGUACAGCAAAUGCACCCGAUACAAACUGGACGUAAUAAAGCGUCUUUCAGACAACGGAUCCGUGCCUGGAAUCGACGUGAACGUCACUGAAAUAGAACAGGAAAGCUGUAAGGAUGGAUGGCAUUAUGACCGAUCAAUUUACAUUUCAACCAUCGUGUCCGAGUGGGACCUGGUGUGUAGUGAUGCAUGGAAGGUCCCCAUGACCACUUCUGUGUUAUUCUUUGGAUUGUUAACGGGAGCCUUUUUUUCUGGACAAUUGUCGGACAGGUUUGGGAGGAAAAACAUUCUAUUCGUUACAAUCGGAGUUCAGACUUUGUUCAUAUUCUUCCAGAUUUUCUCCACUUCCUGGUUUAUGUUCUCUGCACUUUUCUUUGUAGUUGGAAUGGGAGAAGUUUCUAACUUUGUGACAGCAUUUGUCCUAGGAACAGAAGUCUUGACUCCACGCAUUCGGACCAUAUACUGCACUGCGGGAGUGUCCACUUUUUUUGCCGUUGGCUACAUGUUGCUUCCCCUGACGGCCUUCUUCAUCAGAGACUGGAGAAUGCUGAUGAUCGCCAUAGCUCUGCCAGGAGUUUUCUGUUUCCCCCUGUGGAGGUUAAUCCCGGAGUCUCCCCGAUGGCUUCUCUCUCAGGGCCGGGUGGAGGAGGCAGAGGCCAUUUUGAGAGGUGCUGCCAAGAAGAACAGAGUCAAAGCCCCGGAGGUCAUCUUUCAGCCUCUCCAGGAAACGUUGAACCACCACAACAUCUGUGAUCUCAUUAAGUCCAGCAGCAUCCGCUGGAUCACGAUCAAACUGAUCCUAAUGUGGGUGAUAAUCUGCCUUGGGUACUUUGCCUUAUCUUUGAACACCUCAAAUCUGUCUGGGGACCCCUUUUUGAACAGUUUCUUUUCGGCGGCUGUUGAAGUCCCAGCCUACAUUUUGGCCUGGCCCCUAUUUCGCUCUUGCCCAAGGCGACUGUGUCUCUCUCCCACGCUGUUCCUCAGUGGAGCGGUACUACUGCUCACACAGCUCAUACCAGGAAAGCUGAGUUCAGUGUCUAUCGCGCUGGAGAUGAUGGGGAAAUUUGGAUUCUCGGUGGCUUACAUUCUGGUGUACGCUUUCACGGCGGAGCUGUACCCCACCGUCCUGAGGAACACCGCAGUGGGCACCUGCUCCACCAUCUCCCAGCUGGGCAACAUCGCCGCACCCUAUUUCCUCUAUAUGGGAACCUAUUACAAGUCCUUGCCAUACAUACUAAUGGGGAGCCUCUGUGCUUUGGGGGGGUUGCUUGGCCUCCUGCUUCCUGAGACCUAUGGUUUGCCUCUCCCAGAGACCAUCGAUCACAUGCAGACUAUUCAAAGGUAUAAAAAGCGACAAACAUCAAAUCGAGGGCGGCCUGUAGUGUAGUGGUUAAGGUACAUCACUGGGACCCGCAAAGUCGGUGGUCCGACCCCGGUUGUAGCCACAAUAAGAUCCGCACAGCCGUUGGGCCC
Molecule: messenger RNA, 1706 nt
Organism: Conger conger (European conger)
Lineage: Eukaryota; Metazoa; Chordata; Actinopteri; Anguilliformes; Congridae
Product: organic cation/carnitine transporter 2-like
Exons: 10
Coding region: 1-1620 (539 amino acids)
Biological process (GO): transmembrane transport
Cellular component (GO): membrane
Molecular function (GO): transmembrane transporter activity
Source: RefSeq, a predicted model, not a curated record